AUGCUCGCCGGGGAGGGCUGGAGCCGUGUGUCUCAAGCAAGUCGCUCAAAUGGAGACAAGCCAGAUGAAGAAGGUUGCCCAGUUGCCGGGGAAGAGGCCGAAGACGCAAAGAAGUGCACGAUUCGCCGAGUCGCAGAGUACCUGCCACCGAGAUCGGUCCUCCGCACAGGGAAUAAGAAGGCCAAUGAGGGCUACUUGGCCUCCAUGUGGUCUGCGAACACGGGAGGCUUCCUGGUCUUGGCCGACAAAAUGAUCAAAAGUGACGAAAGCAAAGGGGUGGUUCAGGGUGCCAGGGACAACUUGAUCAAUGAGUGCACGAACAUGGGCCUGAUCAGCGCCUUGAUGCUUACCAUGAUCCUCCCCAUGGCGUAUGAUAACGUCAACGAUUGGCUCGAGGAGGAUUUCCCUGGAAGUGGUUUCAUCUUCUUGGACAGUUACAUUGGCCAGCAGAUUGGUGAGACCUAUGUGAAUGCGGCGUCUCCUACGUUGAAUGACAUUGUCCUGAUUUUCUACGUGAUUGGCUUCGCAGGAUACCUCUUUUCGACCAUCAUGACAGUCGUCAUGCUUCUUUGUGUGGGAGAGGUGCAGACCGAGAUGGGCUGUCAUGUCUACCUCAAGAAUAUCGGGUUCAUGUCGCGCAUGCCCUUCUUGUGCUUCCUGAUGGGCUGCCUUUUCGCCGUGGCCUCGGGUCUCCGUUUCAUCGUGACCCCGAAGACUCCGGGAGGCCUUGUCGUGCUGGGAUUGGUCGUUCUCUUCUUGAUUGCGGGCAUGUUCUUCGGGUCCCCCGUGCUCAUCCAAGCCGCUAUCAAGGCUCACAAUGUCAUCCACGAGUAU
Symbiodinium necroappetens is the source of this 834-nucleotide messenger RNA. NCBI's taxonomy places the organism in Eukaryota, Dinophyceae, Suessiales, Symbiodiniaceae. The record is from the annotation of a GenBank genome assembly.